AUUUCCUCCGUAUAAAAUCCUUCCGUCUUCGUCUUAUUCUUCUGUCGAAGAGCGCUAAAAUCGGCCGCCAUGGUGAAGUACUCGGCAGAACCCGAUAACCCCACCAAGUCCUGCAAGUCGAGAGGAUCCGAUCUCAGGGUUCACUUUAAGAACACAAGGGAAACCGCACAUGCCAUUAGGAAGCUUCCAUUGACAAAGGCCAAGAGGUACUUGGAAGAUGUGAUAGCUCACAAGCAAGCCAUCCCAUUCACUCGUUUCUGCAGAGGUGUUGGCCGUACCGCCCAGGCGAAGAACAGGCAUUCGAAUGGCCAAGGUCGUUGGCCGGCAAAAUCUGCAAAAUUCAUCCUCGAUUUGCUCAAGAACGCUGAGAGCAAUGCCGAGGUCAAGGGCUUGGAUGUGGACGCCCUCCACAUUUCACACAUUCAGGUGAACCAGGCUAGGAAACAAAGGCGUAGGACUUACCGUGCCCACGGAAGAAUCAAUCCCUUCAUGUCGUCCCCAUGCCACAUCGAGUUGAUUUUGUCGGAGAAAGAAGAGCCCGUGAAGAAAGAGCCUGAAACGCAGUUGGCAACCAAGUCGAAGAAAUCAGCAUCAGCAUCAUCUUGAGCUUUAUAGACAUCUAUUUUGGUCCGAAUUGUUUUUUUUUUGCCAUAUAUGAACCGUUGUUUUGCAGACAUCGUAAUGGAUGAUUUCGAAUUUUCUGAGACUAUCGCUGUUCGAGAUA
This is a messenger RNA of Tarenaya hassleriana, 724 nucleotides long. RefSeq names its product 60S ribosomal protein L17-2-like. The record is from RefSeq and is a predicted model, not a curated record. Gene Ontology annotation, molecular function: structural constituent of ribosome. Lineage: Eukaryota; Viridiplantae; Streptophyta; Magnoliopsida; Brassicales; Cleomaceae. Gene Ontology annotation, cellular component: cytosolic large ribosomal subunit; ribosome. Gene Ontology annotation, biological process: cytoplasmic translation. The coding region runs from base 70 to 606 and encodes 178 amino acids. The transcript has 7 exons.